This is a messenger RNA of Spathaspora passalidarum NRRL Y-27907, 707 nucleotides long. RefSeq names its product SNAP receptor (gene SEC22). The coding region runs from base 19 to 663 and encodes 214 amino acids. Gene Ontology annotation, molecular function: SNAP receptor activity. Gene Ontology annotation, biological process: retrograde vesicle-mediated transport, Golgi to endoplasmic reticulum; vesicle fusion with Golgi apparatus; endoplasmic reticulum to Golgi vesicle-mediated transport. NCBI's taxonomy places the organism in Eukaryota, Fungi, Ascomycota, Pichiomycetes, Serinales, Debaryomycetaceae. The transcript has 2 exons. Gene Ontology annotation, cellular component: endoplasmic reticulum membrane; SNARE complex; endoplasmic reticulum-Golgi intermediate compartment. The record is from RefSeq and is a predicted model, not a curated record.
AAGUGUUACAUUGCAACUAUGAUUCAGUCAACUUUAAUUUAUCGUUAUGAUGCAUUGCCUUUAUGUGGAUCAGUCGACGAUGAUAAUACACCAGGAUUGAUGGAUCAGAAGAAAAAGUGCAAGCUUUUAAUCACAAGAAUCACCCCUAAUUCCGAACCGCAAGCUACCAUUGAAUCAGGAGAAUUUAACAUUCAUUACUUGAUAGUAUCUAGCAUCAUCUAUAUAUGUAUUUGUGAACGGACAUAUCCUAGAAAGUUAGCAUUUUCAUAUUUGACAGAGAUUUCCAACGAGUUUAGAAACAGUCAUGGCCAGGAGGCAUUGGCUGCUACUGCAAGACCAUUUGGAUUCAGUUCAUUUGAUAAUUUCUUACACAAGACCAAGAAGAUUUACCAGGACCAAAGAGCUCAAUCAAAUUUAGACAAAUUAAACACCGAGUUGGCGGAUGUCAAGAAAGUCAUGACGAAAAACAUCGAAGACUUGUUAUAUCGUGGUGACUCAUUGGAUAAAAUGAGUGAUUUGAGUUCAAGUUUAAAGAGUGAUUCCUUGAAAUAUAGAAAGCGUGCACAACGGAUUAACUUUGAAGCCAUGUUGAGACAGUAUAUCCCGGUUGUUGGUGUUAGUUUGGUGUUCUUGUUCAUAAUUUGGUAUAUGUUUCUUAGAUAGUGAAUAGAUGUAUAUGUAACUGUAAUACCCUUUCCGUGCCACCU